Pseudophryne corroboree (corroboree frog) is the source of this 378-nucleotide messenger RNA. Its product is annotated as gastrula zinc finger protein XlCGF71.1-like. Gene Ontology annotation, molecular function: DNA-binding transcription factor activity, RNA polymerase II-specific; RNA polymerase II cis-regulatory region sequence-specific DNA binding. The record is from RefSeq and is a predicted model, not a curated record. The transcript has 2 exons. Gene Ontology annotation, biological process: regulation of transcription by RNA polymerase II. Lineage: Eukaryota; Metazoa; Chordata; Amphibia; Anura; Myobatrachidae. Bases 1 to 378 code for a protein of 125 amino acids.
AUGAUUCUCACAGGAGAGAAACCCCAUCUGUGCUCUGAGUGUGACAAAAGCUUUACAUAUAAAUCCCAGCUUCUCAGACAUCAGAUAAUUCACACAGGAGAGAGACCAUUUACAUGUUCUGAGAGCAGCAAAUGUUUUACCCAUAAGUCAUAUCUUGUUAUACAUCAGAGAAAUCUUGUUAUACAUCAGAGGAGUCACACAGGAGAGAAACCACUUAUAUGUUCUGAAUGCAGCAAGCGCUUUACCCAUAAGUCAUACCUUGUUAUACAUCAAAGGAUGCAUAUGGAAGAGAAACCAUUUAUGUGUUCUGAAUGCAGCAAAUGUUUUACUGAUCAAUCCUGUCUUGUUUUACAUCAGAAGAUUCACACAGGAGAUUAA